This is a messenger RNA of Balaenoptera ricei (Rice's whale), 2399 nucleotides long. It is a transcript of the gene SYT12, whose product is annotated as synaptotagmin 12. The transcript is spliced from 8 exons. Gene Ontology annotation, molecular function: SNARE binding; clathrin binding; calcium ion binding. The coding region runs from base 101 to 1366 and encodes 421 amino acids. Gene Ontology annotation, biological process: calcium-ion regulated exocytosis; regulation of calcium ion-dependent exocytosis; cellular response to calcium ion. NCBI's taxonomy places the organism in Eukaryota, Metazoa, Chordata, Mammalia, Artiodactyla, Balaenopteridae. The record is from RefSeq and is a predicted model, not a curated record.
CGGCCGGGAGCCGGGAGCCCAAGCCGGAGCCCAAGCCGGAGCCGGAGCGGGAGCGGAGGUCCCUCCGCGGAGCCGGGUCUCAGCCCCUGCGGCGGGCGUCAUGGCCGUGGACGUGGCAGAAUACCACCUGAGCGUCAUCAAGAGCCCCCCGGACUGGGAAGUGGGUGUCUAUGCUGCCGGGGCCCUGGCGCUGCUGGGAAUUGCAGCUGUGAGCCUGUGGAAGCUCUGGACGUCGGGGAGCUUCCCCAGCCCCUCCCCGUUCCCAAACUACGACUACAGGUACCUUCAGCAGAAGUAUGGUGAGAACUACGCAGAGGCCCGGCAGAAGAGAGUGCCUGCUUGGAAUGCCCAGCGGACCAGCACUAGGGGGCCACCCAGUCGCAAAGGCAGCCUCAGCAUUGAGGACACCUUUGAGAGCAUCAGCGAGCUGGGACCCCUGGAGCUGAUGGGCCGUGAGCUGGACCUGGCCCCCUACGGGGCCCUCCGAAAAUCCCAGUCGGCCGACUCCCUGAACUCCAUCUCCUCCGUGAGCAACACCUUCGGGCAGGACUUCACGCUGGGCCAGGUGGAGGUGAGCAUGGACUACGAUGCCGCCUCCCACACCCUCCACGUGGCUGUGCUGCAGGGCAAGGACCUCCUGGAGCGGGAGGAAGCCAGCUUCGAGUCCUGCUUCAUGCGCGUCAGCCUGCUGCCGGACGAGCAGAUCGUGGGCAUUUCCCGGAUCCAGAGGAAUGCCUACUCCAUCUUCUUCGACGAGAAGUUCUCCAUCCCCCUGGACCCUGCAGCCCUGGAGGAGAAGAGCCUGCGGUUUUCCGUGUUUGGCAUCGAUGAAGAUGAGCGGAAUGUGAGCACAGGGGUGGUGGAGCUGAAGCUUUCUGUGCUUGACCUCCCGCUGCAGCCCUUCGGCGGCUGGCUCUACCUACAGGACCAGAACAAGGCCGCCGACGCUGUGGGCGAGAUCCUGCUGUCCCUCAGCUACCUCCCGACGGCCGAGCGCCUUACAGUGGUCGUGGUGAAAGCCAAGAAUCUCAUCUGGACCAACGACAAGACCACAGCGGACCCUUUCGUCAAGGUGUACCUGCUGCAGGAUGGGAGGAAGAUGAGCAAAAAGAAGACGGCUGUGAAGAGGGACGACCCUAACCCAGUGUUCAAUGAAGCCAUGAUCUUCUCAGUGCCAGCCAUUGUGCUCCAGGACCUGUCUCUCCGUGUGACGGUAGCUGAGAGCAGCAGUGAUGGCUGUGGGGACAACGUGGGCCACGUCAUCAUCGGGCCGUCGGCCAGUGGCAUGGGCACCACGCACUGGAACCAGAUGCUGGCCACGCUGCGCAGGCCCGUGUCCAUGUGGCACCCUGUCCGGCGAAACUAGCAGCCAGGGCAGGGCCCGGGUGGCCACCGGAGCCCGGCAUGAACUCAGCUCCAACACCCUUCUCUGUAGUCUGGCUGGAACCAUGAACGCUGGGGUCCCCCGGUGGAGUCCCCAAGAGCCAUCUUGGUCCCUCUAUCCAGGCUGCGGUGGAGGAACAGGCCCGGCUGGAUGUCUAGGGACCCAGGGUUGUCUCCCACUGAGGACCAGCCGUGGCCUGGCCAGGGCCCGGGGAGGGCAGCCAGGCAUUGGCCCACUGUGCUCCCAUUUUGAGCUCCCCAACAGGCCUGUCCCUUGGCCUUGGGGGGGCCUUGGCCUCUCAGAGCUCCCCACAUCCCAUCCCUGCUGGGAGACCAUGCACAAGGACCAUGAGUCUUGGAGGCCAGGUGCUGUGCAAGGCACAGGCUGGGGUGACACGAACAAGGCACAGUUCCUAGGAGUUGGGAAGACAAGAUCCCCUUGCCCUGGUGAUCUGCUCUUGGCGGAUGGCGGCCCCUCCACGUAGACCUGGGGAGGGCUCUGGGGCUGGGGAGCUGGGGGACAAGAUGGGAGCUAUGCUGUGAGGGGCAGGGAAAGAACUGAGUGUCCCAGGCCAGUGGCCCAUCUGCAGCAUGGCAGGGUAAGAACAUCCCCGUCACAAAUGCAGUUCUCACCCUACUGCCGUGGACACAAGGGCCUCUCUCUGGGCAGGAGGAGAGACCGAGGGACCAGGCCAAUCAGUGGCCCGCAGGCCACCUGGGACGCUGGGUCAUCCUCUAUGAAAUACAACUGUCACCCUUAUAAGGCCCAGGGGUCCAAAGAGCCCCAGACCCAGGUCCUUGUGUUCAGGCAUUGGCUCCACGGCGUUUGUUGGUGUCCCUCCAGGCCAGGCCCUGCGGGGAAGAGAGAUGCCUCAGCCUUUGGGGGGCUGGUGGGCAAUGGGGCGGCAGAAUACACACUGCCGAGGGGCAUGGGAGAGGCCUCUGUGGGCAGCAGGCACCUGGGAGGACACAGUGGAGCAGGAAGCCUUGGGCUGGGCCUUGCAGGAAGGGGCGGC